This is a messenger RNA of Punctularia strigosozonata HHB-11173 SS5, 918 nucleotides long. RefSeq lists its product as uncharacterized. The transcript has 6 exons. Bases 1 to 537 code for a protein of 178 amino acids. The record is from RefSeq and is a predicted model, not a curated record. NCBI's taxonomy places the organism in Eukaryota, Fungi, Basidiomycota, Agaricomycetes, Corticiales, Punctulariaceae.
AUGCCUGAAUUUCUUGCAUUACCUGGCUUUUACAACACCUUGUUCCUCCACGUCGAGCCGGCGUCUACUAUACUACCAGCGUUCAUGGCUUGGUACUUCCCAGGCGCUACGUGGUUCCACCACGAACUCAUACCGUCGCCUGCGGGCACGGAGACGCCUCCGGCUGGAUUUCUGGAUCAACGUUCUACGAUGGCGAUAUGGCAACUUGGGAAUUGCUAUCUCUUGCUUGGAUUACUCUCUUCCUUCGUGUUCCGUGCUGUGCGCGAUGCUCUACCUCGAGACCCGGCCGCUCAGGAACGGAUCCUGGGAGCAAGCUUUGCCGCCAUGGCCAUAGCUGAUUUCACGCACAUCGUGGCUACGUUCGUCGCCCUGCCGUCUGACCUGAAAUGGAAUAUCCUUGCUUGGAACCCCAUGACGCACGGCAACAUCACCUUCGUCAUAUUUUUGUUGGGAUCGAGACUUGCGUGGUUCGCUGGAAUCGGUCGCAACACAUAUCGAAACAAGAAAGUGGUCGGCGAUGCCUCGAAACAUCUUUGAAAGCCUUUGUUGGACGCGAUGGUUUCACAAGCAGAUCUUCUUGCAUAUCGAAUAUAUAACCCAUGGAACCCUCAUAUCUGUUCUCUGUCCGGAACUUGCUCGAACGUCUGGUAUUUUGCGAGAUCGAUGCUCCGCUCGCGCUGGUCGCCUUCCCCGGCUUCUCCUGUGUACAAUGUGUCAUGUCAAAAAAUACUACCAUUUCACGGCAACUUGGUUGAUCAUGGAAGUUUUCACCGCCACUAUCCUGACAAGCAACUUGACAGGUGUACAUCAAGGACCGACGCCGAAAGAUGGACUCGCGGACCGUCAAGGUUCAAGCCCUGCGCAGACCAUCCCCACCAGACUAUACGUCCUACCCAACAGACCAUGCAUAACGGCGAG